Messenger RNA from Sorex araneus (European shrew), 1197 nucleotides. It is a transcript of the gene CTSE, whose product is annotated as cathepsin E. Gene Ontology annotation, molecular function: aspartic-type endopeptidase activity. The transcript is spliced from 9 exons. Gene Ontology annotation, cellular component: endosome. The coding region runs from base 7 to 1197 and encodes 396 amino acids. NCBI's taxonomy places the organism in Eukaryota, Metazoa, Chordata, Mammalia, Eulipotyphla, Soricidae. Gene Ontology annotation, biological process: proteolysis. The record is from RefSeq and is a predicted model, not a curated record.
CCCACGAUGAAAGUGCUGCUUUUCUUGCUGCUGGUGUUCCUGGACCUGGGACAGGCCCAAGGGUCUCUCCACAGGGUGCCACUCAGGAGGCGCCAGUCCCUGCGGAAGAAACUCCGAGCACGGGGCCAGCUCUCUGAGUUCUGGAAAGCCCAGAGUCUGGACAUGAUCCAAUACACAGAGUCCUGCACGGCGGACCGGAGCGCCAGUGAGCCCCUCAUCAACUACCUGGAUAUGGAGUACUUCGGCACCAUCUCCAUUGGCUCUCCACCCCAGAACUUCACUGUCAUCUUCGACACAGGCUCCUCCAACCUCUGGGUCACCUCUGUGUACUGCACCAGUCCAGCCUGCAAGUCACACACCCAGUUCAUGCCAUCGCAGUCGGACACAUACAACGCUGUGGGCAGUCACUUCUACAUUCAGUAUGGGACUGGGAGCUUGUCUGGGAUCAUUGGAGCCGACCACGUCACUGUGGAGGGACUGACCGUGGUCAGCCAGCAGUUUGGAGAGAGCGUCACCGAACCAGGAAACACCUUUGCAAAUGCAGAGUUUGAUGGAAUUCUAGGCCUGGGAUAUCCCUCUUUGGCUGUUGGAGGAGUGACCCCAGUUUUUGACAACAUGAUGGCGCAGAACGUGGUAGAUGUGCCCAUGUUUUCUGUGUAUAUGAGCAGUAACCCAGAAGGUGGUGCCGGGAGUGAGCUGAUUUUCGGAGGCUAUGACCAUUCCCACUUCUCUGGGAGCUUAAACUGGGUCCCAGUCACCAAGCAAGGCUAUUGGCAGAUCGCACUGGACUCAAUCCAGGUGGGAGGCACAGUGAUGUUCUGCUCCCAGGGCUGCCAGGCCAUCGUGGACACAGGGACCUCCCUCAUCACAGGCCCCUCAAAGGAGAUCAAACAGCUGCAAAGGGCCAUAGGGGCACAGCAGGUGGAUGGAGAAUAUGCACUGGAGUGUGACAACCUCAACGUCAUGCCAGAUGUCACCAUCACCAUCAAUGGAAUCCCCUACACCCUCCAACCAACUGCCUACACUAUUCUGGACUUCGUAGACGGGAUGAACUUCUGCGGCAGCGGCUUUCAAGGCCUUGACAUCCAGCCUCCAGCCGGGCCCCUCUGGAUCCUGGGAGAUGUCUUUAUCAGACAGUUUUACUCCGUGUUUGACCGUGGGAAUAACCUUGUCGGGUUGGCCCCAGCAGUACCCUAA